AUGCUGACGGUGGCGACGCUGAGGUGUCAGGCGACCGCCGGUCACGAGAACGCGGAAGUGGACGGCAACUCGGAGGAUUCUGUUAUCGACGAUACGACCGAGGAUUAUUGGGCGGGCAGCGGAUCGGGACCCGACGAGGAUGAAUCCCCUCAUAACGAAACCAGAGAAGCGUUGACUCACGAGGCCAGCGACCACGAUGCUGUCGUGUACGUCGGCGAGGGUGGCACUUACGUGCCGGUACCGUCGUUGAAGAACCGGCCGUUGAGCCCGAAUCUCCAGGCUCUCCAGACUCUGCAGGGUUUGCAAGGACUCGGGACAGGCGGAGGCACAGGGGUGGCCGGCGACGAGGACUGGAGGAGACAUCCGGAGACUUGGGACCGCGAGCACCGGAGAUACCGGCCCAACACGACGCGGGUGCAGCAUAUCGAAGCGGAAUGCCAAGACGACUAUAUGAAAAUCAGGAUUGGAUUCAACGGAUCUUUCACCGGUCUCUUGUAUUCGGCAGGCUACUCGUACGACCCCGACUGUAUGUACGUGAACGGGACUGGCCGCGACUACUACGAAUUCUACAUUCAGCUAAAUCGAUGCGGCACCCUCGGCGAGAACACCCAUCAUCAGGACAGUAGGAAGAAUCCGACGAAGAACCUUAUGUGGAACACGGUCACGGUGCAGUACAACCCGCUGAUCGAGGAGGAGUUCGACGAGCACUUCAAGGUGACGUGCGAGUACGGCUACGACUUUUGGAAGACGGUGACAUUUCCAUUUCUCGACGUCGAGGUCGCCACGGGAAAUCCCGUAGUCUUCACCCUACAGCCUCCGGAGUGCUACAUGGAAAUCAGAUACGGUUACGGGACCACUGGAACUAGAGUGGCCGGACCAGUUCGCGUCGGCGAUCCUCUGACUCUCAUUAUCUACAUGCGCAGCAAAUACGACGGUUUCGACAUCGUCGUGAACGACUGUUACGCCCAUAACGGCGGCAACAAGAGGAUCCAGCUGAUCGAUCAGUACGGAUGUCCGGUCGACGACAAACUGAUCAGCCGGUUUCGCGGCUCCUGGUCGGAGAGCGGCCUCUUCGAGACUCAGGUGUUCGCUUACAUGAAGACCUUCAGGUUCACGGGCUCGCCGGCUCUGUACAUCGAGUGCGACGUCCGCAUGUGCCACGGGAGAUGUCCGAGCCAACCCUGCCACUGGAGAAACGCGAAGAACGUGGCGAAGCGAUCGGUGCCGGAAAUGAUCGGCGGACCGUCGACGCCGGCAACCAGUUUGUCGGAGAACGUGAAUCUCUUCCAGUCUCUGCGCGUUCUUCAGGAAGGCGAGGCGGACACGGAACUGUUCCAGAAUUCCACCAGCUCCUCGCGCGCCGGACUCAGCGAACCGACGACCGAUCGAGUGUGCCUGAGAUCGUCCGUCGCCAGUACGAUAGUGGGCCUCGGCUGCGGCUUCUUCUGCAUCAUGGCCGGCACGAUACUGGCGAUGUGCUCGCGAAUGCGGCGGCAGGCGCGCGAGAAGUUACUGUCGGACAGCAUAAGUUACAUGACGCACAAGGGUCGGAUUAAUUAG
Molecule: messenger RNA, 1560 nt
Organism: Dinoponera quadriceps
Lineage: Eukaryota; Metazoa; Arthropoda; Insecta; Hymenoptera; Formicidae
Exons: 10
Coding region: 1-1560 (519 amino acids)
Source: RefSeq, a predicted model, not a curated record